Molecule: messenger RNA, 2886 nt
Organism: Histoplasma mississippiense
Lineage: Eukaryota; Fungi; Ascomycota; Eurotiomycetes; Onygenales; Ajellomycetaceae
Exons: 2
Coding region: 1-2886 (961 amino acids)
Biological process (GO): DNA repair; DNA damage checkpoint signaling; mitotic DNA replication checkpoint signaling
Molecular function (GO): chromatin binding
Source: RefSeq, a predicted model, not a curated record
AUGUCCGCUCCACGAACCGCAAAACGGCAGCGGAGGCUUGUCGUCCUCUCCUCGGACGACGAGAAGGUUAACAAUGGCACUCAAAAUCAUGAGAAUGUAAAGAAAGAUGAGGAAGGGGAAGACGAUGACUAUGUUGAGUCUGGACGGAGGAGAAAUUUUCAAUUGAAAGAAAGAAUUAACCGAGGUGUGAAGAGGAAGAUUACACCAGUGCCGAAAGGAAAAGUUGCGUGCCCAUCGAGGACGGAAGCGUCUACGACCAUUCCUGCGGUUGCUGUUGCUCCCAAACUGAUAACAAAUACGCUUCCUACAUGCUUGCUGCAGAAGCAGACACAGAAGUGCACCCAGAAACCGUCCAGUUCACAGCAAAAGCGACCGGGCCAGCCACGCUCCUUACAGACGACUCACGGCUCAUCUCCUGAGAAGAAGAGGGGGAAAAACCCCCACAAUCGCCCGGAGGAACCUUCAAAAUCGUUGCAUUCAUUUUUUGCUAGGGCCACGGAGGAGGAGAGGUGGAGUAGGAAGAAGGACAGCGAUGGCCUUGGUGCAGGAGUGGAGAGCAGUGUCACCGAGGAAACAGAUCUUGUGGAAGAAAUUGAGGACGAUGACAAGGAGGAAGAGAUAGUGGAUUUCAUUGAGGAUGAUUCAUAUGAGGAGUUAUUUGCAAGUCAUAUUUUCAGCAGUGGGGGCGGGAACCGGGUGCAAGGGGGUAACAAGACAGGCUUGCACCUGGAUCGGAGGAAAGCGAAUGAUAUCAAGGGUCGACAGCACAUAGAUACAACGAAUUCUACGAGCGGGCUUGGGAGGCGAUUUCUGCUUCCUGGUGGGACUGCAACUGCUGAGCCAAGCCGGGCCCGCGACUCUCCUUCGCCCACUCAAUUGUUCACGAGGGGGAUACGCCCAUGGGCGGAAGAAUAUGCGCCAACCAAUCUCGAUGAGCUGGUGGUUAAUAAAAGAAAGGUUUCAGAUGUGCAGAAGUGGGGCCCAGCUGGCAGCGGGAAAUCAAGCACGAUAUCGCUACUUUCCAACACCAUUGGGUUCGAGAUAGUUGAGUGGAGGAGCCCAUCGGGCUCAGAAUUUUCGUCUCAAGGAUAUGUAUCUAUGGGAGCCCAAUUCGAAGAUUUCCUUGGAAGAGGUGAUAAGUUUGGAAGCCUUUUUUUGAGUGACGGCGGGCAAGAGCCGUCGCAGUCGGCAACACAUGGAAAUGCGGAACCUCUCAAUACUAGUACUAUAGAAAAGAGACGUGUUAUUCUUGUUGAGGAAUUCCCAAGCUCCUUGAACCAGAGCUCAUCCGGCUUGCGGGCGUUCAGACUUGCUUUGCAGAGUUACUUGGUGACAGCGACUCCUCGGCAACCGUUCGACAACCAAUUCAUUCGAGACACUAAUAUAUCAAGCCCCCCUCUCAUUAUGAUCGUUUCGGAAACUAUGCUGGGCUGGGGAGGUAUUUCCUCUGACAGCUUUACGGUACAUAGAUUGCUCGGCCCUGAAAUUUCGAGCCAUCCUAGCGUGAGUAUAAUCGAUUUUAACAGGGUAGCGCCAACCUUCAUGGCCAAAGCUAUCGACCUGGUUCUGAAAAAGGAAGCUCGUCGAUCGAAGAGAAAGAGAGUUCCGGGACCCGAGGUUUUAAAGGCAUUCGCGCAAAUGGGAGACAUAAGGAGCGCGAUUUCUGCGUUGGAGUUUAUGUGUUUGCGAGGUGAAGAGAAUACAAAUUGGAGUGGAACUGUAGCUGGUCGCAUGAAAAGGUCUAGUAAAGGUGGCAUACCUCUUACGUCAAUGGAAAAAGAGUCACUAGAAACGGUUACUAAAAGGGAGGCUAGCCUGGGUAUAUUCCAUGCGGUGGGUAAGGUGGUGUAUAAUAAACGUGAAGAUCCUACGAUUUCGCACGGACUCAACCCUCAGCUGCCCCAACCUCCACGACAUCUUCAACCUUAUGCGCGACCCAAGGCUUCCCUAGUCUCAAUCGAUGAUUUAAUCGAUGAGACAGGAACAGAUCUCCAAACAUUUAUUGCAGCGCUACAUGAAAACUACUUACUCUCUUGCACUGGCCCAGCUUUUGCGGACCAUUUUGAGAAGUGCAUUUCGUACUUAUCAGAAACGGACAUUUUGGGGCCUAGCAGCCGAUUUCACAACACGCAGACAAAUCGAGGCGGAGUUGGUUUGGCGCGUUCCUCAUAUCAGGGUUUUAGUUCCAGCAUCGACAUGCUCCGCCAAAAUGAAAUUAGCUUUCAGGUAGCUGUACGGGGAUUGUUGUUCUCUCUGCCUUUCCCUGUCAAAAGGAAGGCUCCAACAGGUAUGCGAGCAGGCGACGCUCAUAAGAUGUUCUUCCCGACCUCGAUGAGACUUUGGAGGCAAAACGAAGAACUGGAUGGGCUGUUGGAUUUGUGGAUGCGUCGGCUCACAGAUCCUACAAUGGGCAUAUCCUCUGGAACAACUAUUCCACGGCUGGACGGCGUGGAAUCGUGGAAGAAUCACCGCUGGGUGGAUGGAUCCGCUGAGGAUACAUCUGCGUACCCAUCACAUGCGGCUCGAGCAAUGAUCUCUCGUGAGGAAAUUCUUCUGGAGCGCCUACCGUACUUGAGCUUGAUUUCUCGAAACCCGCUGGAACGUAGGGAAUUAGAAAAAAUCACCCAAUUCUGUGGGGUUGGUGGACCAAGUGAGGAAGAGUUUGUCGAUGUUGGUAUAGAAGAUACCUCCUAUGGUGGCGGUUCUGCGAUGGACCCCUGGAGUGCACCUGCAGAUAAGGAUGUCUUUUCGCCGCAGAAACAGAGACCGGGGAUCAAGCAGGGCCAGGUACCUGCGAGUAAGCCCUUUGCGCCCCAACUUGCAAUUCCAGUUCAGGAAGCAGUUGAGAAGUUGGUGCUUAGUGACGAUGAUAUAGAGGAUGAGUGA